AUGGAAUUGACCAAAAUGGACACUGAAUUUGGAAGCAGGCGGAUCAGACUGGUGAAUGGGGCAGGUCGCUGUGCCGGGAGAGUGGAGAUUUAUUACAAUGGCAGCUGGGGGACAGUCUGUGAUGAUUCCUGGGACCUGCCAGACUCCAAUGUCGUUUGCAAACAACUGGGAUGUGGACACGCCAUCAAUGCAACUGUCUCUGCUCAUUAUGGGCAAGGAUCCGGGCAGAUCUGGCUGGAUGAUGUGAACUGCUCUGGGAACGAAUCCAAUCUCUGGGCAUGUCCUUCCAGGGGCUGGGGCCAGCACAAUUGCAGACACAAAGAGGAUGUGGGAGUUCUCUGCUCAGAAUUCACAGAUCUGAGGCUGGUGAGCAACAGUGACUGUGCAGGGCGGCUGGAGGUUUUCUACAAUGGGACGUGGGGCAGUGUUUGCUACAAUCGGAUGUCUGGAGUCACCCCAGCAAUUGUCUGCAAACAGCUGACCUGUGGGGAUGGAGGGCAGCUUGCAAAAGACUUUGCAUAUGGAGAAGGUUCUGGUCCGACGUGGCUGGACCAUGUUUCAUGCCGUGAGCAGCACAGCUCCCUCUGGCAGUGCCCAUCAGGCCAGUGGAAACAGCAGUCCUGUGAUAACCGUGCAGAAGAGACCCAUAUUUUUUGCAGUGACCAGGAGAAGUUACGUGUCGUGGAAGGAGAGGACAGAUGCUCGGGGAGAGUGGAGGUUUGGUACCGUGGCUCCUGGGGAACAGUUUGUGAUGACUCCUGGGACAUGGUGGAUGCUAACGUUGUGUGUAAACAACUGGGCUGUGGAUCUGCUGUAUCUGCCCCGGGUGAGGCUGCAUUUGGCGAGGGGACUGGUCCCAUCUGGGUGGAGACGUUGAAUUGCAGAGGGACAGAGUCAUCUCUCUGGGACUGUCCUGCCAAGCCCUGGGGUGAGAGUAACUGUGGUCAUAAGGAAGAUGCUUCUGUAAAUUGCUCAGGCUCCAGAAGAUCCUUGGACCCUUUCUCUGAGGCUGUGUAUGAGGAGAUCGAUUAUAACCUGAUGAGAAAGAAGCAGAUGUUUGGUCGCUCAGAUGAUUCAGUGUCGAAGCUGCAGUAUUACACCGGGGAUAGUGAGGGGGAAAACGAUCCUGCAUCAGAACAAGAAGGAGCUUUCCCUGGUGGUUCUCAGUUGGAUUACAAUAAUGUGGAGGAACCUGCAUCAAGCGACAUCCCCCAGACUCCAGAUGGUCAAGGUGCCCCAUGGGAUGGUUAUGAUGAUGCCAGAGAAGUUUCUAACACUGAAGAUGACCCUGCUUCUGGACAGAGUGCCCAGGAAGUCCCUGGAGCCCAUGGGGACAGUGACAGGAACAGAGAUGAUCAGACUGACUCCAUUAAAAUGCCAAACAACCCAAAAUUGAUCACCGUGGUGCACAUCAACGACCAGGAGGAGCCAGCCCUGGUGGACUCAGGAUGCGAGCAGACCCUAGUGAGAGAAGACCUGCUGAGGGAGGCAAAGAUCCAUUUGUAA
Messenger RNA from Chrysemys picta bellii (western painted turtle), 1506 nucleotides. The record is from RefSeq and is a predicted model, not a curated record. NCBI's taxonomy places the organism in Eukaryota, Metazoa, Chordata, Testudines, Emydidae.